AUGCAAAGCUCGCCGCCUACGAUCUUCGUUGACUCUCUCCCCAAGGGCUCUAGCGUUACAUUCAAAGACUCUAUGUUCUUCACACAUAAUGGGCCUGGGGCAACUUUCCCAUCUGCUGAUCAAGUUCGAGUCAAGAGUGAAGCUGGCGAUCACGUCCUUGAUAGAAAGAAUACUGUUAUCUUCGAGUCACUUGGCUUGGUCGUCAAAUUUGGCAAAGAGCCUUGUGUCACUGUUGCGGAAGGCCAGUGCCUUUGGUGGUUAAGUCGACAUCUUCCAAGCGUCCCUUUGGUUGAAGGCGUGACCUUGGAGAAAAUAUGGGAAUCUUUGAAUAAAGAGGAUAAAACUGGGAUUUGCGAUCCAUUGCGAGACAUGGUAGUUGACCUACGUCAAGUAAAACGUGACUCAAAUGAUGAAUUUCUCGGACAAAUCAACCGCGGGCCGCUACAAGAUGUUGUAUUUGCCGAUGCGAUCCGACCAAGAGCAGGACCAUUCUCGUCGGUGAAAGAAUUCCAUGACUGGCUUUCUUUCUUGUUUAAACGGCUAGCUGCAAGUGGUUCCCACUGGGAAGGAUAUGAGCUCGAGGAUAUACCCGAUCCUUAUCGCCAGUUACUACAUGACGAUCGGGGAGUCGUUUUCACUCAUGCUGAUCUUCACCAGAGCAACAUAAUGGUCUCGGAAGGCUGGCCCUCUCGUGUUGUCGCCAUCAUAGACUGGCACCAGUCGGGAUGGUAUCCAGACUACUGGGAGUUUUACAAGGCUGAGUACACCAACCACUGGGAAUCCGAGUGGGUGUAGAAGUACAUCCCAAUGUUCUUAGACAAACCCAGAGCAACGUUGAGGGGAUUGAUAGCUACGUAGCCUCAUGGAGUUUUAUAUAUUAUGAGAACAGUGGCUACCUGGAAAAGCAAAACUGGGUCGCGGUUGUAAACAGUCUGAUUGAAGUAGAAUUGCGAC
Fusarium oxysporum Fo47 is the source of this 954-nucleotide messenger RNA. RefSeq lists its product as uncharacterized. The coding region runs from base 1 to 795 and encodes 264 amino acids. The transcript has 3 exons. The record is from RefSeq and is a predicted model, not a curated record. NCBI's taxonomy places the organism in Eukaryota, Fungi, Ascomycota, Sordariomycetes, Hypocreales, Nectriaceae.